AUGGGAUACCUGACGGCCAACGUCUUAGGCUAUUUUCUUCUGCUGCUUCUUGCCCCAAGGAUGACAGGUUCUGAAGGGUCAAGUUUUUACUUCACCAUGGAUUCUUACUCAAUAAAAAUACCAUCCGACCUACGAGUUAACGAACCAAUCGCACAGAUCUAUACACGACCAUUCACAAAUACAAACUCUUCUUAUGUACUUCGAGUGGCUGUGGAUGACCAAUCAAUUGCUCUGAGUAGGGAGGCCGAAGAGUUGUUCGCCAUUGACCAGGAAACGGGACAGAUUUACCUUCAACAGCAGGUCGAUUCCAAAGGAAAUUUAACAGGGUGGAAUUUCACGCUGCAGAUCUCGGCGUGGAGUCAACGGGAACGACCGCGUGGAGUAGCUGCGGGCGAGGCUAGGAUGACGGUGGGGGUUACAGACGGUUUGCCUCGGUGUACCUGUUUCGAUUCUACCCGCUAUGUGUUCCGGUUGAGACCGGACUCCGAACUUGGUGCCUUUGGAACAUUACGAUCCUUAUCGAGCUGCUUGAAUGCCAAUAGUGCCUCAUUCACAUACGCUUUUUUAACUGAAAACUUUGGAGAUUGGCUCUACAUCGACAACCACACUUCAGAAUUAUUUUUAAUACGUCAUCCUACGUCAUCACAAGAUGGGAGGAAUACUAUAAACGUUGUGUGCACUAUGGAAAACGCAGAAGGAGGAGGCAGCAACCAGACUCUUUCACAAACAGCCGAGGUAUUGCUGAACCUAGAGGCGGUUCCAGACUAUGACGUCAACAUUAGAGAAAACCGAUCACGGGGCGACCAUGUCGCGUGGAUCCGCUCGAAUAAUUCAGACGCAAUCAGGUGGCAGACGAUCGCUGUCACGAUGGCGGGAAAACACAAUGAUACCUACGGUGUCAACACGGUGUCGCCCAUGGCAACCACAGUCUCAUCAGGCGGGAGAGUAAUCGGCGAGAUCAUCCUCCUCCGCAUGCUGCCAUGUAACAUGGUGGAUAAGCAUACAAUCACACUACAGCUUAAAGAGGGGAACGAUACGACGAGCAAGGGUGACUCAACACGAGAGAAGGAGGUUGUCACAGUAAUAAUUGAUGUAGACAUACAUGCAUCGUUGGAGCAUCGUGUCGUCAUCAACACAAGCUUACACCGUGGUGCUGCGCAGUAUACCAGAAUUACAACGUUACAACUUCCACCGUGCAUCUCGUUGAGUACCUCACUGAGCGAAUUUAUAAACGGACAGAAUUCGCUUCCCAAGUUUCUUCAGGUGGACAAAACAUCCGGGAUAGUUUACCUUAAUGACGUCACACCCCUCAAAAACCUCAGCCUCACGUCUUACAUAAAAGAAAUAAAAAAGUUUGCCAACAUCGAGGAGGAUUUGUUUAUAACUGAAUGGGAAAUCAAUAUCGAGAUAAUUGGAGGGCUGGCGAACUGCACACUCGAUUACAACGGUUGCUCAAGUCAUAUGUCCGAGGAGGGAUGUACAAGUCAUUGCGGUUACGGCUCCCCGGACGGCGUCUGUAAAUGGAGGCAACAGGAAUCUCCUUUCCUCCGCAGCUAUGAUUUCUCCACAUGUUCGCCGGACUUUGGGACUUGCCCCAAUCGGGAAUGUGAUGGCCUGGAACGGUCGUUUCCUCUACUCUGUCCGCAGGAUUGUAUCGAGACCGUAGACGGCGGGAAUCUUCUGUUCAUGGUGACAUUGAACCACAAUGGACUUGGCAUAGCUCAAGCGAUAGGCCCUUGCUGGUGUGAUUUGUAUCCAGACUGCUAUUGUGUGGGCAUAUAUAAUGAGUCUCCAACUUCACGGGUUGAAAAUGUCACUGAUCAAGUGCAGUCUAUUGAUACAUCUAACACUGUACACCGGGCAACGACCACAGAAACAGCUCGAACGACUAGACAAGUCUUUUACAACUACAAACCCGACAGGUCAUCCGUAUUAAAUAUUGAUGAAGACCAAUGCACGAACUGUGUGUUUAUUAUAAUGUUCUGCAUCUUGGUUCUCUUCAUGGUUGUCGUGGUUGUUAUCAUCUAUACGUGGCGGGGUCGGGCUUCUCCGUUACGGCGAAUUCUAUCGGGACGAAACUACAAACCGCCGGUUAUUAUCGACGGUUCGGACUCUCGGCUAACCUCGGUGCUUUCCGAGUGCUCAGAUGACGGUGUACACCAUGUCAAUAAAUGUUCAGUGAUCCGAUUAAAAACAGAGUUCGAUCCCAAGUGGGAGUUUUCCAGGCGGAAUCUCAUACUUGAUAAAGUGCUCGGAGAGGGUGAAUUCGGGAGAGUGGUACGGGCGCAGGCACUCAGCCUACGGGGCCACACGGGCUAUACAACGGUAGCUGUUAAGAUGCUCAAAGGGUCAUAUACUUCUGAUGACCUCCAGGAUUUAAUAACCGAGAUGAAUCUUUUGAAGGAGUUGAAUCACCCUAACGUUGUCAAACUUCUUGGCGCUUCGACGCAGAAAGGUCCACUGUACGUCAUUGUCGAAUACUGCCAAUAUGGUUGCCUCCGUGACUUCCUACGUCAGAACCGCCCGAAUCCUACCUACCAAGACGACGACUGUUCGCUGAAUUAUUGCAAAGAGGACGGCAAUGACGUAGUGCUGAACAAUCGGGAUUUACUUUCAUUUGCCUGGCAGAUCUGUAAAGGAAUGCAAUAUCUCGCAAUGUUAAAGCUGGUACACAGAGAUCUGGCCGCUCGGAAUAUUCUGGUCACGGAUGGUCUGGUCAUCAAGGUGUCUGAUUUCGGACUCGCAAGAGACACAUAUGAAAAUGGUGCUUACAUCAAGACAAGUAAGAGUCGCAUUCCAAUGAAGUGGAUGGCACCAGAAUCGUUAUUUGAUAACAUAUACACCUCGAAGACCGAUAUAUGGUCUUUCGGCGUCUUGUUUUGGGAGAUUGUGACGAUGGGGGCCAUGCCUUAUCCCGGUAUGAUGUCACAUAAAUUAUGUCAGAUGCUCAGGGAAGGAUAUCGACUCGAACGCCCAGACGGAUGCGCAGAUGAAUUAUAUACGAUCAUGCAAAAGUGUUGGCAGAGCGAUCCGAACAACCGGCCAGACUUCGAUACAGUGGGCGUCAUGUUAGAGAGCAUUAUGGAGAUCAAUGCGGACUAUCUCGAUCUGUCGUGCGAACCUUUUGGCGAUUGCUUAGACAAGGAGUUGGCAAAGGGCGCCCCCAAUGAUGACAAGACGUCCAGCGCAGUACCCUUACUCCAGAUACCUACUCCAGAGUCUACGGAGCUUAUGCCUCUCAUGAAAGAGCGUCUUGAGAAACCGUACGAGAAAGAACUCAAGGAAAUAAUUGUUGAAGAGACUGAUGUGGACUCUGGACCCCUCUAUGGAGACAUUGAUUCUUGUCAACUCUACAAUAACCUGAAUUUCCUCACCGAUCAUCUGUGUAAAACAGUCAGCGAGCCCAAUUUAGGGCCCACCCGGACGUUCCAGGAGUAAAUUGCUACACAGCGCCCUCUGUGAGUAAUAUUCAUGAUGGAAUUGACCAGGAGUUAUUAUUCCCCGCAUGAAUACAGGGUGUCUCAAAAAACAUAUUAUACUUGUGAAAUGGCUCCCGAAAAAAUAUGAUUCUUGGUGAAAAGGUUUAUAUGUUUGGACUCAACUUUAGAAGACAUAAGGAUUUUGGUAAACUAAUUAAUGAUUCGCGGCGAGACAAAAUAUAUGCAUAGAAACAGGAAACAUUUUAUCUUAAUGACAUGUUGCAGAAAAACAGCCAGCUGUAACAAGCUAGCCGAGGAAUCGUUUGACCCCCCCCCCCCCCCCAACAAACAACGCACAACUUAACACCACAGAGACACAGACCUAACCUUGCGGAUCUGGUUUGUGGGGUCCAGCUUCUGUUGUUCUAAUACUCACUUUUUAAAAGAAUUCCUCUAUGGGGUCCAAAUUGGCCAAAGAUCAAUUUUGUGGGGUCCAUUUUUGUCCGUUGUGUGAAAGACCCACCAGGGCCUUCAUAAGCUAACACAUGCUAACACCUGCAAUCAGGGACCUCAUAGAGUCCCAUCUUUCGCUUGUACUGUAUUAGCAAAAGCUCACUUUUUGAUUUGUACACAUCGAGCAGUUACAAAAAAAAACUAUUACAAUUUUUUAGAUGAUAUUAAAUACUUCGACUGUUGGGUGCUGUGUUUUGAUAAGAUCAAGAUUUUGAUUGUAAAUUUUGUUUAAUUACAGGGUAUUAGAUGUUUUCAUACUCUUUGAAGAAACGUACACUUGUCAAAUUAAUUAGUGAAGAAGUCUGCUGGCAGGCCGAAAUGCUGAACUAACUGAUGAUUAUGUAGAUAAAAGGGAUAGGGAUUUGUAGUGGAAAAAAAUGAAAACAAAACUUGAUAG
Molecule: messenger RNA, 4329 nt
Organism: Asterias rubens (European starfish)
Lineage: Eukaryota; Metazoa; Echinodermata; Asteroidea; Forcipulatida; Asteriidae
Product: proto-oncogene tyrosine-protein kinase receptor Ret-like
Exons: 19
Coding region: 1-3438 (1145 amino acids)
Biological process (GO): protein phosphorylation; cell surface receptor protein tyrosine kinase signaling pathway; positive regulation of kinase activity
Cellular component (GO): axon; signaling receptor complex
Molecular function (GO): transmembrane receptor protein tyrosine kinase activity; ATP binding
Source: RefSeq, a predicted model, not a curated record